AAUCAUAAAAGAAUGCAUGUCUUGCUUUUUUAGCAUAAUUGAUUUGAACAUUGAUUCCUUUUGGAAGAUGAGCUUAUGUAGAAACUUGUUUCAAGCCCUCGAACGAUAUGAUAAUAAGGAGCCUUGGGGAAAACUUCUACUUUGGAAUAUAGCAGGAGUUUACAGUGGUCUUUUGUACUGGACAGUCACAGAACAAAAGAAAAAGGAAGCAUACUGGAGAAGAUUUCCAGGAAAGAAGAUUCCACACCGAAAACCUUCGUUCUUUAUUGGGAAAUAGAGACAAAGUCAAAAUAAACAGCUU
Molecule: messenger RNA, 301 nt
Organism: Galdieria sulphuraria
Lineage: Eukaryota; Rhodophyta; Bangiophyceae; Galdieriales; Galdieriaceae
Exons: 3
Coding region: 17-277 (86 amino acids)
Source: RefSeq, a predicted model, not a curated record